Aspergillus tubingensis is the source of this 930-nucleotide messenger RNA. RefSeq names its product indole-diterpene biosynthesis protein PaxU. The record is from RefSeq and is a predicted model, not a curated record. The transcript has a single exon. NCBI's taxonomy places the organism in Eukaryota, Fungi, Ascomycota, Eurotiomycetes, Eurotiales, Aspergillaceae. The coding region runs from base 1 to 930 and encodes 309 amino acids.
AUGUCAUCCCAACCCACCAUAGACAUGACCUCCCUCCCCAAACCCAUAACCCUCUCACCAACAAUCCACGUCUACGACCCUCUCACCCCCGAAUCCACCAGUACCAGCAACAACGCACCACAAACAAUCAUCCUCGCCUACUGGAUGAAUGCCCCCCAACGGGCCCUCACAAAAUACACCACCCAAUACCGCACCCUCUACCCUAGCGCCCGCAUCCUGACUCUCCAAAGCAGCACGGGUGACUUUAUGCGCCUCCCUUCACUACUAUCCACCUUCGCAAGCACGUCAAACAACGAAAACAGCAACACGAAUCCUACUCAACCAGCCCUGGACUACCUCCUCCACCACCACCCACCAACCAACACCCCCAGAGAGAGUGAGAGUGAGAGAAUCCACAUCCACCUCUUCUCCAACGGCGGCGUUUAUACAACCACGACUCUCCUCUCCUCCUACAAGUCCACAACAGGACACACCCUCCCCAUCACAUCGCUGCUCAUUGACAGCGCGCCUGGGAAACCAUCACUGAUUGGUGCGUUUCGCGCGUUCUCGUUCGGUCUUCCCAAGAAUGUUGUCCUGAAGUGGGUGGGGAUGUUGUUGCUGGGGUGUAUGUUGCUGGUGAUGUUUGGGAUGAGAUGGGUGGUUGGGAGUGAGGAUGGGGUUAGUAAGGGGAGACGAUUGCUGAAUGAUAAGAGUGUUGUUGGGGAGGGCGUGAGACGGUGUUAUAUUUAUUCGGAGGGGGAUGGGUUGGUGGAUUGGAGGGAUGUGGAGGAGCAUGCGCGGGAGGCGGAGAGGGUAUUUGGGGAUGAUGAUGGUGGUGUUGUGGUGAGGAGGGAGAAGUGGGGGAGGGGUAGUGGGCAUGUUGAGCAUAUGAGGGUGGAUGCGGGGAGGUAUUGGAGGGUUGUUGGGGAGGUUGUGGAGGGGAGAUCAUAA